Messenger RNA from Trametes versicolor FP-101664 SS1, 513 nucleotides. RefSeq lists its product as uncharacterized. The record is from RefSeq and is a predicted model, not a curated record. The transcript is spliced from 4 exons. NCBI's taxonomy places the organism in Eukaryota, Fungi, Basidiomycota, Agaricomycetes, Polyporales, Polyporaceae. Gene Ontology annotation, cellular component: Swr1 complex. Bases 1 to 513 code for a protein of 170 amino acids. Gene Ontology annotation, molecular function: nucleosome binding. Gene Ontology annotation, biological process: chromatin remodeling.
AUGCCCCCGGCAAGACGACAACCCGCACGCCAAGCACAAGCCGCCAACGCUCCCCUAGACCCGGAGGUCAUCGCGAAGCGCACGAAGAGACAUCUUGACGAGCUCGAGCGUUCCAACUACUCCGAGCCCGCGGGGGCGGGGGCGGGCGGCGAAGACGAAGACGAGCACGGCGUCGCGCCAGGCGGGCGGACCGCUAAGGGCCGCGCGCGCCAGACGAUAAUAUCGGACAAGGGGAAGAAGCCGAAGAAGUCGUCCAUGAACGUCCGCACGGCCGUACUAUACAAGAAGACCCUGGCCGUGCUGAUCGAAGAUUCGGGCAUCGAGCAUCUGCCGCCGGGCGUGCCCACGUACCUGAGGGCUGUGGCCCCGCCGCCCCGCGAGCCGCCGCGGAUGUUGUGCUCCGUCUGCGGCUUCUGGGGGAAAUACAAAUGCAGGCGCUGCGCGAUGCCGUAUUGCGACCUCAGCUGCGAAGGCGUGCACAACGAGACCCGAUGUGAGCGGAGGGUGAUGUGA